Molecule: messenger RNA, 3524 nt
Organism: Sorex araneus (European shrew)
Lineage: Eukaryota; Metazoa; Chordata; Mammalia; Eulipotyphla; Soricidae
Gene: PXYLP1
Product: 2-phosphoxylose phosphatase 1
Exons: 7
Coding region: 907-2349 (480 amino acids)
Biological process (GO): dephosphorylation; glycosaminoglycan biosynthetic process; chondroitin sulfate proteoglycan biosynthetic process
Cellular component (GO): Golgi apparatus
Molecular function (GO): phosphatase activity
Source: RefSeq, a predicted model, not a curated record
UCCACUUGCUUUGUAGCCGGGGGAGUGUUUGCUUCUGAAGGGCAGAAGGGAAGUGGGGGACUCCUUGCCUCAGUGCCCGCCCACUGCCCAGUGAGCAGACUCCCCCGGGCCGUGGCGCGUCAUCCUAGUGUCUCUGCCCACGGCACUGGAACUGUUUGCUCGUGGGCCCAGCUCCCCAGCGGGACGGGCAGCUGCGGACAGACACCGCACCCAGCUCCUCUCUGAAACAGCCGCCCUUAGCACCAGGGGCUCUGAGAGAGACCCUAGAGAAGGUUCGGGGAAUGGCUCAGUGGCUGCUAAGUGUUUAAGGUUUGCUGGUUUGUUUUUGGACCACAUCCAGCAGUGCUAGGGUUUACUCCUGGCUCUGUGCUCAGGGACCCCUCCUGACAGGGUUCAGGGACCCCAGGGAUGCUGGGGAUCGGACCUGGGUCAGCCGAGUGUAAGGAAAGGGUCCUAGCCGCGUGUAAGGAAAGCGUCCUACCUGCUGUGUAUUUGGCCGCAAGAAACAGCAGAUCUGACCAAACUGGCGUGGACACACUGCUUGAUUUUCCUUCUCCAGGCCACCUGAAUAUUAGUGCUGGCCGGCCUGGGGCUCAGUGACCGAGUGUGUCUGCGCUGACACGUGUGUGAUUUCCUGGGCCUUUUUAUGUGUCAGCCAGAAGGGCUGCUGCAGGAAGGAUGAGCCAGCCCCACGACAUUUAGCGUUUGCGCACGCCAAGCCCUCCGUGCCUCUCCCUGAGCGUGGGAGUUUUGCUUCAGAGAACCAGAGGUGAUUCAGAGACCCAGACUUUUCAUCCAGCGGCUCGCUCUCCUUUAGGUCAAUCUGCUGCAGAGGAGGGGCGUGGCGCAGGAUGAAUUCUUCCCGGCUGGAGGUGAAGCCAUGAAGGGCAGCUAGAAGGAAGGAGGAUGCUUUUCCGCAGUCGCUUCUUGCUGCUGCUGGCCCUGGCUGCCCUGCUGGCCUUCGUGAGCCUCAGCCUGCAGUUCUUCCACCUGAUCCCCCUGUCCUCAGCUAAGAAUGCGGUGAGCAGCAAAAGCCGAAAGCGAAUCCUGCCCGACCCCGUGACGGAGCCCCCCGUGCUGGAUCCCGUGUAUGAAGCCCUUCUGUAUUGCAACACACCCAGUGUGGCCGAGCGCAGCAUGGAAGGCCAUGCCCCGCACCACUUCAAGCUGGUCUCUGUGCACGUGUUUAUCCGCCACGGGGACAGGUACCCACUCUAUGUCAUCCCCAAAACCAAGCGCCCGGAAAUCGACUGCACUCUGGUGGCUGACAGGAAGCCCUACCACCCCAAGCUGGACGCUUUCGUCGCCCACAUGUCGAAAGGACCCCGCGCGGCGUUUGAAAGCCCCUUCCACGCGCUGCCGCUGUACCCCAACCACCAGCUGUGCGAGAUGGGAGAGCUCACGCAGACAGGCGUGGUGCAGCACCUGCAGAACGGCCAGCUGCUGCGGGACAUCUACCUGAAGAAGCACCGCCUGCUCCCCGACGGCUGGGCGGGCGCGCAGCUCUACCUGGAGAGCACGGGCAAGAGCCGCACGCUGCAGAGCGGGCUUGCGCUGCUCUACGGGCUGCUGCCCGACUUCGACUGGGGCAAGGUCUACUUCAGGCACCAGCCCAGCGCCCUGUUCUGCUCGGGCAGCUGCUACUGCCCCGCGCGGAACCAGUACCUGGAGCGGGAGCAGCGGCGCCAGUACCUGCUGCGCCUCAAGAACCGCCGGCUGGAGGCCACCUACGGGGACAUGGCGCGCAUCGUGGACGUGCCGGCCAAGCAGCUGCGCGCCGCCAACCCCAUCGACUCCAUGCUCUGCCACCUGUGCCACAACGUCAGCUUCCCCUGCACGCGCAGCGGCUGCCUGGACCUGGGCCACUUCCGCGUGCUCAAGGCGCACCAGCUGGAGGACGAGCAGGACCGGCGCGAGAAGCGGCUGUACCGCGCCUACGCGCUGCUGGGCGCCCACCCGCUGCUCAACCAGACGGCCGGCCGCAUGCAGCGCCUGGCCGAGGGCGCGCGGGACGAGGUCUUCGCCCUGUACUCGGCGCACGACGUCACGCUGUCCCCCGUCCUCAGUGCCUUGGGGCUGUCCGAAGCCAGGUUCCCCCGCUUCGCCGCCAGGCUGGUGCUGGAGCUGUGGCAGGACCGCGCCGAGCCGCGCGCGCACGGGGUGCGGGUCCUCUACGACGGCGCCGACGUCACCUUCAGCACCACCUUCUGCCGCGACCACCACCAGCGUUCCGCCAGGCCCAUGUGCCCCCUGGAGAACUUCCUCCGCUUCGUCCGGAGGGACAUGUUCGAGAGCCUGGGCGGGGGCGGUGCCACCUACCACGAGGCGUGCCACCGGGAAGGGUUCUGAGAGGUUGGCGCUUGAUGGUGGCGGCGGGCUUCCGUGCCAGGAUAGAGGGUCCCGGUCGGCCCACCCAUCGCCGAGGGUACCCGGGGGGUGAUUUCUCGAGGCUAGACACUGUGCAGGGAGUGCCGGCGGGGUUUGGGCGGAACCAGAAGGACCAGGCCCCCCCUAGGGUACGAGUUCGUUGGCACACUGGGGCCAGUCCGUGGAGGACCAGGCCUGCGCCCCGCUGGACGUUGCUUCCACGAGGGCAGAGUGUGUCAGCCCCCAGCACUGCCCGUCCACUGCCCAUUACACCUGACCUGGUCCCUGUCCCAGAACCAGUCAACCUCAGCCAAACCCCGUCUGGGACAUUUUUUCCCCUGCCCUGGUUCAGUGAAAACUGCCCCCACCCCUGGGUCUAAUAGAGGGGUGCCAUGAUUUUUCUUUUUUCUUUUUUUCAUUUUGGUGAAGGGCCAGGUGGUAAAUAUUUGAGACGUUUCUGGUCCGAUGGCCUUCUAGAGUCCCAGUCACAACCAACCUCAGUUUGGUAACCAGAAAGCCACCCCGGAAAUCCAUAAGUGACUGGGUGUGGCUGCAUUCACAGCUCCCCCCUCCCCCCCACACACACUUCCCAAAUGGGCCAGGCGGUGCCAGGAGCCACUGCAGCCUGCUGACUCUGAUCUCCAAAGGUCACCUGCUACACUGGCAAUGCCAGCACUUUGCAAAACAGCUGAAUACCCAGAAUUAUUCAGCAGUGCCUCCAGUAACAUCUGCCAGAAACCCAGAAUUCAGUGUGUGUCUGGCCUGAUCACAAAACUCUCGGGGCCGUCAGAUGUAGGAUCAGAAGCCAUCAGACCCGAAACCAUUAGACCAGUACUUGACGUUCACGAUGAUUGUGGUGUAAGAUAGCUGAGCACACCGGGAAUAUGUGUCUGCUGUCAUCUCCUUGCUGCGUGUGCAGAUUUUUGUAUUCCAUUUAGUAUUUUUAUAGUCUAGGAGGUAUUUUCUAAGACUAGGUUUAGGUGUGCUCUGUGUGUGAUAAUUCCCCUUCCUGUCUGGUGGCGAGGUAGGGGCCGCAGCUGUGUUCAGACCCUGUCUUCCCCCGGAAUAAAUUAAGCCCCAUUCCUUCCAACAGGCCCUUUGAAUUGGAUCCAUUUUGGAGCCAUUUCGUUCAUGUCAUUUGGACUUGAAAAAAGUCC